AUGGCGAGAUCUCCCAAGAAAGGCACGCAGUCACUGCCCUCAGAAGGACCCUGGAAGGUUGACCAUCCAUUUGGUCCACCUCCAAUCCAACGCUCUGUCUCCGGAGGCAUCCAACGACUCCGAAAUACCCUCUCCAAAAUAUCACCCUCUGCCCUCGCAGAGAAAGAACUCCUCCGAAAAAAGAACCAAUACAAAAUCCCUCUGACCGAGCGAAACGUCGACACGCUCGUCACAGAACAAGAAUGCAACGAAGCCUGCAAACCCAGUCUGAACUCGCCCGAAAUCCAAGUCACCGAAUGGCUCCAGCGGGUAUCAUGA
Messenger RNA from Penicillium canescens, 318 nucleotides. RefSeq lists its product as uncharacterized. The transcript has a single exon. NCBI's taxonomy places the organism in Eukaryota, Fungi, Ascomycota, Eurotiomycetes, Eurotiales, Aspergillaceae. The record is from RefSeq and is a predicted model, not a curated record. Bases 1 to 318 code for a protein of 105 amino acids.